This is a messenger RNA of Cryptosporidium ubiquitum, 306 nucleotides long. RefSeq lists its product as uncharacterized. The record is from RefSeq and is a predicted model, not a curated record. The transcript has 2 exons. Lineage: Eukaryota; Apicomplexa; Conoidasida; Eucoccidiorida; Cryptosporidiidae. The coding region runs from base 1 to 306 and encodes 101 amino acids.
AUGUCACAUUUACUAAUUACAUAUUUCGAAGACCUAAAUCCCUCUCUUUGUAAUAUAAAAUAUUUAUGUGAUAAAAUAACUCAAGGAGAUUUUGACUGUGGAAAUAAUUCAUAUGAAAAUGAAAAAUUCAAAACAAAACAAGAAAUAUGUUCACAUAGAGAUUUAAUCACCAAUCAAAUAAAAGGUCAUUUUUCUCAAUUUAAAGAUUUGGAAAAAAAAAGUGACAAUAUUAAAUCAUUGAGUGAGAUGUUAAAUGCAGCAAAUAAAGCGAAGAAAAUGGUAAAUUCUCUCAGGAAAUUGUUUUGA